Molecule: messenger RNA, 1551 nt
Organism: Rotaria socialis
Lineage: Eukaryota; Metazoa; Rotifera; Eurotatoria; Philodinida; Philodinidae
Source: the annotation of a GenBank genome assembly
AUGAGUACUUAUGAAAAGAAUUUUUAUUACGAUUGCCUUUACUAUCGUGAUUUGGGUGUUCUUCUUCCAUCGAGUAGACAAUCACAAUAUGCUUUUGAGAUGAUUCUCUAUUGUAUUCGACCAUCGCAACUUGAAUUGACUGAUGCCAAAUUUGAUAGAGUGGUAGAAGGAAAUCUAAUUAGUUUCGAAGAACUGCAUACAAAUAAGAUCACAAGCGAGCAAUUAUUUGCUUGGCCUGCAUCGAUAGACAUUGUUGAACAGUAUGAAGCAGAACGAUUUGGCAAUAUAAGUUAUUCAUGUUACACACAUCUUGAAUGUGAUCGUGGGCCUGUACCGAUGUGCCUUGAUUGGCGAGAAGUAUGUGACAAUCAUAUUGAUUGCUGGGAUGGUGGUCGAGAUGAGGAAAAUUGCUUUCUACUCGAACUGAACGAAUGUGCCGAGGAUGAAUUCCAUUGCAAAGGUGGCAUGUGUAUUCCAGAAUCGUUGUUACAUGACGACGCAUUUCAUCCAGAUUGUCUAGAGGGAACCGAUGAAAAUAGUGCCUUGUGGAACCCAGGCGAAUGCUAUCAAGAUCCAUCAUUCCAUGAAAUUUGCAAUAACCGACGCGACACGAAAUUCUCACAAUUCGUUUGGUCUUAUACAAAUCACAACAUAUCGCUGUCUGUCGUUUGUUGGUCCGCUAUGAUCUGUUUAUACAAUUUGAAUGGUAUUGAUGGUGUCGAUUGUGAUGACUAUUGUGAUUUUGACAUUUGCCUUGAUAUUGCUAGAGAUGAAUGCCCAGCACUAUUCUUCUUUCCUAACUAUCACAUUUUCUGUCAUAUCCGUUUCCUAUAUUCAUCAAUGAUCAAUAUUCUCAUUUCCAUAUCAAUACCUGAUUACAUAUGUUACGACCAUGAAUUAUGUAGUUUUCUCAAACCGACGAUAUUCUUGAUGAAUUCUACAUGUCGACCAUUUAAAGCCUUUGGUUUUAAUGAAACUGUUGUACUUGAAUGGGAAUCACUUUUGGAGGCUCUUCACAUUGUCUUCCGUGACUAUUCUCAGACAAAAUUAUUUAACAAUCAAGGAGUUUGCAAAACAGAAAACGUAUUUCAUUGUCCUAAUACAUUGAAAUGUAUCACAAAAUAUCAACUCAUCGAUGGUUUCAAUGAUUGCUACGCAGGAAUUGAUGAGAUGAUUGAUUAUAUAGUUAUAGCCUUCAAUAAAAACCUAGAUAAUUAUCGAACAACAUUAUUCGACUAUGAAAUGGAUUUAAGCGUCUUUCAAACGUCAAAGAAAAAGAUAAACCAACGUGAAACUAUCAAAGAAAUAACCAAUCUUAAUAUUUCUCCAGCAUGGUUUUGUAAUAAUCGUGGGAUUCCAAUUUAUAAUCAUGUGCGUCACGAAUAUCAUUGUCUUUGCCCUCCGAGUCAUUACGGCAAUCGCUGUCAAUAUCAAAAUCAGCGUAUCAGCCUUACCAUUCGAUUUGAUAAAGAAAAUGCUCCGCAUCUUUGGCAUUCACUUCUCUAUUUUUCAAUCAUGUUAAUAGAUCAUCGUCAUCAUCACCAUCAUUGA